AUGCUGCCGGUUAUGAUUGUUUAUAGUUUGGUGGCAACUGUUCUUGUUUUGAUCAGCGGGUACUCUCAAGCAAUAAUACUUGAUUGUACAUAUGCUGAGAAAAAUAUUUGGCAAAUAAACAAAUUGUACACGUGCACAGGAAGAGUAAUAAUCGUUGGAGAUCUUCAUAUCAUUACACAUGUUUCCAACAAUCAUUUAUCUAAACGUGACAACGGCGAUGUAAAGGGUGUUUCGAUCAGAAAUCAAGAAUUGGACUUUGCUCCACGCAAUCUUGGUGAAUUCUUUCCAAAUCUUGAAUCACUUGAUAUCUCGCAAUCAAAACUUAAAGAAAUUAGACGAGAAGACUUGGAAAAUUUGCCAAACUUAAAGCAACUUCAUCUGAAUAAUAACAACAUUCAGUUUGUUGAGAAGAAUUUGUUUGAAAAUAAUCCACAACUGCAUGCUAUAAGCUUUCUCAACAAUCCAGUGAAACACGUGGCUUACAGUGUUUUCGACAAUCUUUCCGAUCUGAAAAGUUUACGCUUCGAAGGAACCACUUGUAUCAAUUUGGGUUACGAUAAGAACCGAGCUAAAGUGGAAACUUUAAUAUCACAAUUAGCCAAGAAUUGUGCACCAACAUUUGAGAUGACAGAAGCUGAAAUUAUAAACGGCGUUGAACUUCGGAGAAAAGUUUAUCAAUUAAUGGAUGAAAAAGAUAAACAUUUGGAAUGGGAAUUGAUGGAAAUUAAAAGAAAGUUGAAACAGCUGGAAGAAUGG
Molecule: messenger RNA, 756 nt
Organism: Clunio marinus
Lineage: Eukaryota; Metazoa; Arthropoda; Insecta; Diptera; Chironomidae
Source: the annotation of a GenBank genome assembly